AUGCCUACAUCAUCACCCGACUCGCCAGUCGCCGACUCUCCCAUCCCCAUCUUGACGACGGUCCGCGAUUAUCGAGCAUGGCGUGCACAGGCCACGAGCGACGGCAAGUCGGUCGGCUUCGUCGCAACCAUGGGCGCUCUCCACGAUGGCCACCUCAAACUCGUUCAGGCAUCUCUGCAAGAGAAUGACUACACUGUCGUCUCGAUCUUUGUCAAUCCUGCUCAAUUUGCCCCUACCGAAGACCUGGCUUCCUAUCCGCGAACGGUGCAGGCCGACAUUGCCAAGCUCGCUUCGUUGUCCGACAACGUUUCGCAGUCAGAUCGACGAGUCAAUGUAGCGUUCGUACCAAGUGUCAAGGAGAUGUAUCCCAACGGCUUCACACAAGUAGUGGCAGAUCAGAUCGGCGCAUUCGUAGAGGUCAAGGGUCUUAGCCACCAGAUGGAGGGAGGAAGUAGGCCGACAUUCUUCCGCGGAGUAGCUACCGUCGUCACCAAGCUCUUCCACAUCAUUCAGCCCGACAAAACGUAUUUCGGACAGAAGGACAUUCAGCAGUCCAUUGUACUGCGUCGUCUAGUCUCGGACCUCGUCUUUUCACAUCCGCCGUCACCCGAAUCCCUUCGCGUCAUACCCACGGGUCGCGAUCCAAACGACAAUCUCGCACUCAGCAGUCGUAACGCCUACUUGACGCCAGACUCGCGUCAAGUCGCGCCUGUACUCUACCGCGCACUCAAGACGGGACAGGAUAUCUGGGAGCAAUCGCAUUGGACGGAUGCAAACAAGGAGGAGCGCAUCAGAGUGACUCUAGAUCGCGCAAGAGCUGUUGUAUUGGAACGAGCGGAAAAAUGUUGUCAGGAUGGACGAGGUGUGGAUCUCAAGCUGGACUACAUUUCGCUCAACCACCCAAAAACGCUCGAGAAUCUGGAGCAAGUGCUGGCGGAAAAGGGUGCGGAGGCGGUCGACGUGAGUCAAGGUGCCAUCUUCAGCGGUGCUGCGUUAGUCAGUCAAGGCAAGGACGGCAAGGUGACAAGGCUCAUCGAUAAUCUCUUGCUAGGUUUCACUCUUUAG
This is a messenger RNA of Pseudozyma hubeiensis SY62, 1065 nucleotides long. Its product is annotated as pantothenate synthetase. Gene Ontology annotation, biological process: pantothenate biosynthetic process. Bases 1 to 1065 code for a protein of 354 amino acids. Gene Ontology annotation, molecular function: pantoate-beta-alanine ligase activity. NCBI's taxonomy places the organism in Eukaryota, Fungi, Basidiomycota, Ustilaginomycetes, Ustilaginales, Ustilaginaceae. The transcript has a single exon. The record is from RefSeq and is a predicted model, not a curated record.